Dioscorea cayenensis subsp. rotundata (Guinea yam) is the source of this 2363-nucleotide messenger RNA. RefSeq names its product two-component response regulator ARR2-like. The record is from RefSeq and is a predicted model, not a curated record. Gene Ontology annotation, molecular function: DNA binding. The coding region runs from base 169 to 2139 and encodes 656 amino acids. Gene Ontology annotation, biological process: phosphorelay signal transduction system; cytokinin-activated signaling pathway. The transcript is spliced from 6 exons. NCBI's taxonomy places the organism in Eukaryota, Viridiplantae, Streptophyta, Magnoliopsida, Dioscoreales, Dioscoreaceae.
CGAAGCUCUCUCACUCUCUUCUUCUUCUUCUUCUUCUUCUUCUUCAUUCUCAUGAGGUUUAUGGUUCACAGAUUAAUCAAAGAUGGAGUCUUUGAUGUGAAUUCGCGUCCUGGAACAAUCCAUUGGGUUCGCAGAGUCUUCUCCAAAUGCUGCCGAGUUUCUUGAUCCAUGGAAAUCAGUAGAAGAGUUAGUGCUGGUCCAAGUCUAGUAACAGUGAAGCUUCCGAUGGAUUUCCCUGCUGGGCUUAGGGUUCUUGUCGUUGAUGAUGAUCCUUUGUGCCUUAGAACCAUUGAGAGAUUGCUUUGGAAUUGUCAUUAUGAUGUCACUACUUGUCCGAGGGCAGACACUGCACUCUCCAUGGUAAGGGAGAGAAAGGGAGGCUUUGAUCUUAUACUGAGUGAUGUCCAUAUGCCUGAUAUGGAUGGUUUCAAGCUCCUCGAGCUCAUUGGAUUAGAGACUGAUCUCCCUGUUAUCAUGAUAUCGGCUGAUGAUGGGAAGGAUGUAGUCAUGAAAGGUGUCACUAAUGGCGCUGUGGAUUACAUUGUAAAGCCGGUGAGAAUUGAGGCUGUGAAGAUUAUGUGGCAGCAUGUAGUGAGGAAGUAUCAGAUGAAAAAAAAGGUUUUGGAGCCUGUGGAAUGUGCGGAGGAGAAGAAAGCCGAUGAGAAUGGUGAUAAUGCGUCCUUGGCAGAGGAUGAUGAGAGCUGGAAGAAUGGCAAUAGGAAAAAGGAUGAAAAUGAUGGAGAAGAUGAAGAUGAGCAAGGGGAAGAGUCACCGCCACUGAAGAAGCCUCGGGUGGUUUGGUCUUCUGAACUCCACCAAGCGUUUGUUUCUGCAGUGACUCGACUUGGCAUCGACAAGGCUGUUCCGAAGAAAAUUCUUGAGAUGAUGGAUGUUCCGGGCAUUACAAGAGAAAAUGUUGCUAGUCACUUGCAGAAAUUUCGUUUGUUUGUGAAGAAAAAUAACAUACUCGGCGAUCAAAAGCAAUUGUCUGAUGGCACAAGGGCAGGAUACGCUCCAAUCAAUUCAGUCAGCUCCUUCGAUCUUCAAGGUCCUCAUAUUCCUGGUCAACAUAUGCUGCAAAACCAAAUGAAUCUGCGAUCUGGACCAAGACAACUCGCAGCAACGGGGUCAACCUUAUCACUUCUUGAUCGGAUGAAUCGCUUCAAUUCCAAUGCUCAAACUUCAAAUACUUCAAGAAUUGUACCAUGGGAGCAAUCAUUCAACAAUCGGCAAAUGAACUCGAUCUUGAGAUCUCAAACUAACAUGGAAUCAAGGCAGUCACAGCAAGUGCUCCAAUCAGACUCCAAUCUCGGUCUACAAGCAACGCAAGGAACACCGAGCUUUCUGGAUCCUUUUCCUACGAGUACAAACCUUGCAUUUAAUUUGACCACCAGCAGUGCUUGCCCAGUGAACUCCAUUCAGCAAAGCCGACAAUUCGAUCAAUUUCGACAGCAAAACAAUUUCACUGCAGACGUGUCUACAAGGGGGCAAUUAAUGAAUGGAAUCUCAGGUGAACUUGAUGAUGUGCUUUUGUCAAACUUAUGCCAGCAGAUAACAACUCCAAAUUCUCAUGUUGGAGGCACAUCAGCAGCUGAAACUUUGCUGCCUAGUUCAUACGGUUCGGCUUCUCAAACUUUAUAUCCUUGUGUUGGGGACAACUACACAAAUGCAUUGGCAGGAAAUUCUUUUCCUCUGGUAACCAGCACGGCCACACGGGACAUCUUGCCAUUAGGUAUGUUCGGGGAAACUGUACCUCCAAGAAGCGACAUUGAAUUACUGGAUCACAUGAUUGGUUCAAAACCGGAAGACAACUUUGCUCCAAACCAUUGGAACAGUAACAGGAACACCGGCAUUGAGAGCAAUGUGGUUAUGCCAAACGGAACAGAGACCACCGAUUGCAAUAAAAUCACCGGUGCAGUUCAAUGCAGUAACUCCAUUACAGCUGAAAGUUCUGCAGCAGUAACCACGAACGAUGUGCCAGAAUCAAGUAUUAAUGUUUUCCCGAACGAGCUAAAGAAUGUGGUUUCAGAUCAGUUUCUGCAGCAAGAAGGCAUUGGAGUGAUCGAUACUGAGUUUAACUAUGAAGCUUUUUCGAUGGAUGACAUUUUGAAUUACACACCGGGGCCUUUACCGAUGUAGUAUCUUUCCUGAAUUUGAUCCAUUCUUUGUAGUGCUUUUUUGCUGAUCAAUAAGCAAAAUUUUGGUUCAUCUAUUUCAAGCUAACAGCAGAGGUAGAUUUGCAUGGUGGUUUAGGGUUUAUUUAGGGGUUAUUUAGGGUUGGGCAAUAACCAUGGGACAUUAAGCUUAUUGUUGCUUAAUUUCUCUCUAUUUUUUUUCAUAAAUUAACUUCUUUAUGUACAUGU